AAGAAGACCGCGAGCAGGCCCGUUCAAGGGUUCUGAAGCUGUCGAGGAAAAUGGUAGUUCAGCUGUGUGAAACGAAACGACCGGUUCUCUGGUUUUCAAAUAAAGUUUACAGAUCUUUAAUUCUCUAGCUAUGGAAGCAGAGGCGAGCCCGCUACACGUGGAGUUUCCGGACUUCUCCUGCUCCAUCCUGAAGAAGCUGAAUCGGCAGAGGCAGCUCGGUCAGUUGUGUGACAUCACAGUGGUGAUCCAGGGCCACCGCUUCCGAGCCCACCGGGCCGUGCUCGCGGCCAGCUCCCCGUACUUCUGCGACCAGGUCCUCCUGAAGAACAGCGUCCGCGUGGUCCUGCCCGACGUCAUGCUCCCCAGGGUGUUCGAGAGCCUCCUGCUGUCCUGCUACACGGGCACCCUCCUGCUGCCGGCAGGCGAGGUGGUGGCCUUCUUGACGGCCGCCAGCUUCCUGCAGAUGUGGCACGUGGUGGACAAGUGUACCGAGCUUCUGGAGGGGAACUCUGCUGCCCCGUGCCACAAGUCCGACCCGGGAAGCCCGCGCCCGUCGCCGGGCAACAGUGGCUACGGCAGCCCGAGCAAGGGCUUCGACCUCGCGCUGACCACAGAACCGGGUCUGUUCGACUUCAACGACGGAGAGGCGGAAAACUCCUUCUCUCCGCACGCGUUCGGAGAAGCUGUUCCGCCAGGCCUGACCCCCCCCUCGGCGGAGAACGAGGCGAGCUUGGUGCCGCCGCUCCCCCCGGAAGGAGAUAACGGGGGCAGCGAGGUGACGGAUUUCCGCUGCUCCAGACCGCGGUACGCCCAGCCCGGCAUCGCACGCCGGAAGCGCUGGGUCCGGGUGAAGGCGGAGAAAAUGGAGCGGGAGGACUUCUACGGCUCGCUGGCGGAAACGGAGACGGAACCAGCGGACCCGGAACCGGCGAGCCCCUCCGAAGAGAAAGUCCGGCUCAUUCCCGGCGGUGGGGUGGCAGAGAAGCUGGAGGCCGACCCCAAGGAGGAGGGCCUGAAGGGGCGGGGGCACGUGUUCGAUGAGCCGCUGGACUUCUACGGCGCGUCCAUGGAGGAGUUCUCCGGCGACAAGUCCGACGAGCCCCCUCACAAACCCGGCGAAGACUCGGGCGGGGCCGCGGACGCCUCGGAGCUCGCCCGGCAGGGCAUGCAGGAGGAGACGUCCCAUUCAGGUUUUGCGGCGGUGGUCUACAAGCUGUAUCCGUGCCAGUGCGGCAAGAGCUUCACCCACAAGAGCCAGCGGGACCGGCACAUGAGCAUGCACCUGGGGCUGCGGCCCUACGGCUGCGCCGUCUGCGGGAAGAAGUUCAAGAUGAAGCACCACCUGGUGGGCCACAUGAAGAUCCACACGGGCGUCAAGCCCUAUGAGUGCAGCAUCUGCGCCAAGAGGUUCAUGUGGAGGGACAGCUUCAACCGCCACGUGUCCUCCUGCGUCAGGGCCCACCAGGCCAAGCGCUCUGUCGCCCAGCAGGGAAUCUGCUGAUUCACCGGCUCCCACUGUCAGGUCACCCUCUCCAGGUUACGGAGAGGUUGACCUGACAAUGUAGUCAUUAUGGUGUGGGGGCUUACGGUCAUGCCCUGAUCCAGAUGAAAUCUCUGGACCUCAGAUAUGCAGUGCCAUUUGUUUCAGGCUCACCUUUUUUUCUCUUUUUUUUCUGUUUUUACCAGUUUUUACCAGUUUGCAAAGCAUACUGUAUGAAACUAUUGUCAGUUUGCAGACUACAGUUGGGCCUUCUUCUUUAUUUGUAUGUUCAUAUAGCUGUGCUGCUCCCAUUUCAGCUCCAUCAUUAAAACUAGUAGGUAUUGUCCCUAGGGAGUGUGCAGACAUUUUUUUCAGACAUUUUUAUAGCAUUCUGGGCAGUUUGUGUAUAUACCAAAUUAGUAUGCUGCUUCUUUUUUUUAAUUUUUUUUACAAGAGACAUUGUUGCAGCAACUUGCAGUAUUUCUGAAUUGUCUAAAAAUGGUUGUUCUGUUCAUUUAUUAUUUUUUAAAUUUCAUUAUUAUUUUUUGGGAUCAGAUAUUUUUAAGAGUAUUAUAAAGAUGUGCACUUUGGUCAUUUAAAAUGAAUUUUAUUUGCUGACUAUUUUCAUAAUUUUAUCAGUGCCAAAUUCAUAAGGGAUCUACACUCUGAGCACUUUAUUAGGAACACUAUACUAAGACUGGGUAGGGCCUCCCUUUGCUCUCGGAACAGCCUCAAUUCUUUGUGGCAUGGAUUGACAAGAUGUUGAACACAUUCCUUUGAGAUUCAGUUCCAUGUUGAUUCCAUGCAAUUUCCAAGUUGUCAGCUGCACAUUCAUGCUGCUAAUCUUCCGUUCUACCACAUCCCAAAGGUGUUCUUUUGGAUUCAGAUCCGGUGACUGGGAAGGCCACUGAAGAACAUUGAACUCAUUGUGAUAUUCAUGAAACCAGUUUGAGACAACUUUUGCUUUGUGACGUGUUCUUCAUCAGGCUGGAAGUAGCCAUUAGAAGAUGGGUACAUUGUGGCCAUGAUGCACAUGGUCAGCAGCCAUACUGAAAUAGGCUGUGGCAUUCGAGUGAUGAUUGAUUUGAGUAUCAACAGGCCCAAAGUGUGCCAAAAAACGUUCCCCACACCACUGCCACCAGCCUGGAGUGUUGACAUAAAGAAGGUUGGGUCCAUGGAUUCAUCCUGUUGGCGCCAAAUUCUGACCCUACGAACUGUAUGCCUCAGCAGAAAUUGAGAUUCAUCAGACCAGGCAACUACUUUUUUUCAGUCUUCAACUGUCCAGUUUUGGUGAGCCUGUGCCCACUGCAGCCUCAGCUUCUUGUUCUUGCCUGACAGAAGUGGAACUUGGCCUGGUCUUCUGCUGUUAUAGCCCAUCCACCUCAAGGUUCGACAUGUUGUGCAUUCUGAGAUGCUUUUCUGCUCACCACAGUUGUACAGAGUGGUUAUCUGAGUUACCGUAUCCUUUCUGUCAGCUCAGACCAGUCUGGCCAUUCUCCUUUGACCUCUCUCAUCAACAAGACGUUCCGUCCGCAGAACUGCCACUCACUGGAUGUUUUUUGUUUUUCGCACCAUUCUGAGUACUCUAGAGACUGCUGUACGGGAAAAUCCCGGGAGAUCAGCAGUUACAGAAAUACUCAAACCAGCCGGUCUGGCUCCAACAAUCAUGCCACGCUUGAAAACACUGAGAUCACAUUUUUUCACGUUUGAUGUGAACAUUAACUGAAGCUCCUGACCCGAAUGUGCAUGAUUUUAUGCAUUGCACUGCUGCCACACAAUUGGCUGAUUAGAUAAUCGCAUGAAUAAGUAGGUGUACCGAAUAAAGAGCUCAGUGAGUGUACAUUAAUAAUGAGACUGACAGGUCAACUGUAAGUCCAGUGCAUAUUAUGUUGCAUACAUACAUUGUGUCUAUAAUACAUUUAACAUUAUUGUUAUAUUAUGAGGUGCUUUAGAGAUAUUUAAACUCAUUCAAACUAAUUUGCAUAAGCUUAGUGGUCAGAAAAAAUACAUUUGUGGUUAAAUUACUGGUGAGUGUAAAUCAAGCUUAUGACUUUCUUACUACGGGUAUUGUGCUUCUAUUAUAUUCAGUAAUGAAGCUAUUCAUGCCAUGAAUCAAGAAAUGUAGAUAUUGUUGCUUGGGCGUGUUCACAGUAGCUUGAAAUACAGGUAUUGGCACCUUUGGGUUUGUGUGGGAACAAAAUGAACUUUUGGUUGUUAUGAUGAAAGAUCCCAUAUGUGGGUAAGGGCACAUUAUAAGCAGGCGUUAUUGGAGCAGAGUAAUGCAUUCCUUUUUAUACAGAAUACAUUUAUCUACGUGUGUGUGGGCAUAAAUGUGUAUAUAUCGGAAACUAUUUAAUUGAUUUUUUAACUAAAUUAAUAUACAUUUAUUUAUUUCAAGAGUACUUGUAUAAGGAAAUAUUAUACUUUUUUAUUAGGUACUUUUCUUUUUGUAUGUCAGUGAAAGACAAUAUACUGGUGACUGUUUUAUUACUC
Molecule: messenger RNA, 3973 nt
Organism: Conger conger (European conger)
Lineage: Eukaryota; Metazoa; Chordata; Actinopteri; Anguilliformes; Congridae
Product: zinc finger and BTB domain-containing protein 43-like
Exons: 2
Coding region: 131-1501 (456 amino acids)
Biological process (GO): regulation of transcription by RNA polymerase II
Molecular function (GO): DNA-binding transcription factor activity, RNA polymerase II-specific; RNA polymerase II cis-regulatory region sequence-specific DNA binding; protein binding
Source: RefSeq, a predicted model, not a curated record